Molecule: messenger RNA, 1266 nt
Organism: Diachasmimorpha longicaudata
Lineage: Eukaryota; Metazoa; Arthropoda; Insecta; Hymenoptera; Braconidae
Exons: 1
Coding region: 1-1266 (421 amino acids)
Source: RefSeq, a predicted model, not a curated record
AUGGCAACUGAAGCCCGACUUAAGACGCUUAGGCAUCAACGUGGAAAUAUAAAAGCAUCUGUAACGAUGUUUAAAGCGACAUUGGCAGCAUACGUGGCACUACCCUUGGAACAACGUAAACCAGAGAAACUCCAAUUCGCGCUGGAUGGAAUGAAAGAACGUUUCACACGUUUUGAGGAGAUCCAGGAUGAAUUAGAAGAGUUGGACCCAGACAUAGAAACGCCACAACGUUUUGAUUUACUAGCAAGAUACGAAGAGGUCGCCGGUGAGGCCCUCCACGAACUCUCAUCCCUUCGACCAGCACGACUACCGCUGCAAGAAAAUGAUAAUGCUUCGGUGCAAUCGGAUUCAGUCAAUACGGCCGCAUCCUUACUGUCACUCCUACGCCUACCUGAACUCGAUAUUGCCAAAUUCGACGGAUCAUACGAAGCCUUCCAUUCAUUCUGGGAUACUUAUAACAAUGUCAUCCAUCAGUAUCCUGGAUUAUCAAAUUCUCGAAAACUGCAAUAUCUUCGAAGUCUCUUGACUGGGCGGGCCGCUAAGGCUAUUGAGUAUCUCCGAGACACCGAUGAUAAUUACGAAACUGCCCUGGACAUCAUUAAGAAAAAGUUCGACAACACGAGGAAAAUCAUCCGUAGACAUUGGGAACUGCUGCAUGAGUAUCCUACGCUAACAAAGGACACACCAGAGGCACUUGGCAAUCUGGUGGACACAUUUUAUCAGCACAUUAGAGCGCUGAACAAUCUGAAGCAGCCAGUGGAUCAAUGGGAUCUACCCCUCAUCCAUUUGAUCCAAUCGAAAAUCAGUCUAGAGACGACCUACCUCUGGGAAUUGAGAAUUAAAGACUCCAAUCUUCCCAAGUACACGAGUCUGCUUGAAUUUCUGGAAAACCGUUCGCAGUGUUCGUCAGUGACAAGUCCAUCCACACGAGAUGAAAAACCCCAGCGCAAUCGAGGACGGAGACAAGCAUUCGUGACGGUUAACUCACCAACAGUUGUUUCAUGUGCCAUGUGCAAGGACAAUCACAACAUUAUGAGGUGUCAAAAGUUCAAGGGAUUAUCACCGCGGGAUCGCUACAAGGAGGCAAAGAAAUUGUCUCUUUGCAUCAAUUGUCUCACUCCAGGCCACGGUGUAAAUAGUUGCAACUCAAGGAAUUGUCCACGUUGCCAGCAACCCCACCAUUCUCUUCUGCAUCGGUCAGAACCACCAUCAACAGGCGAGCUACCUACCUCCGGAGCAGCGCCAACACCCACCAACCAGUCCUGA